Molecule: messenger RNA, 597 nt
Organism: Closterium sp. Yama58-4
Lineage: Eukaryota; Viridiplantae; Streptophyta; Zygnematophyceae; Desmidiales; Closteriaceae
Source: the annotation of a GenBank genome assembly
AUGGCCGACGAAGAGAUUAACUACGAGAGCGACGAGGGAUUAGAUUCUCUUUUCUUUACCCGCCCCAAGGGCCCGAAUCCCCCGCCCACGCCGUAUCUCUACGUGGCAAACUGCGGUGCUGAGGCGGAGAUGACGUAUGCAGCCCUUGCUGACGUGUUCUCCUCCUUCGGCCACGUCCGCCGCGUCAUCCCCGCCGGCGCCGCGAACCUCACCCGCUGUUUUGUCGUUUUCGGCGGGCGCUCGCGCGCGGAAGCCUCCGCCGCGGCGGAAGCGGCGCUGCAGGCGCUGAGCGGAAAGCCGUGCGCGGAAGCGGGCGGGAGGAAGAUGCACAUCCAGUUCGCCGUGGGGAAGCGAUCCGCGCCGGUGGAGCAUCCGGUGGUUCACCACAAUGUCGACGCGCUCGCUAUACCGGGGCUGUUCCUGCACCUCGAUUUUGUCACACCCGAGAUGGAACAGAGCCUUUUGGAUUUUGCGGAUGGCAACGACUGGCAUUAUCUGACAAAGAGGCGCGUGCAGCACCAUGGUUACGCCUUCAACUACACUGUAUGCAAUAUAAGUGGAAAUGAUUUGUUAGGAGCCUUAAACAUGGACGUAUAG